AUGUCUUCUUUACCACCCGGAUGGACCGAAGAGCGACUUCAAACCAUAACCGAGGAUGACUCGCGUCAAAUACCGAAGGUAAGCUAUGACCACCUUCGAACUUCCAUGGAACCCUUCAUUAAUUCGUACUAUCUCUCACCAACUCAGCAAAUCCGCCAAAUUAAUUUAGAUUUGAUCCCCCUCGACAAGAUCAUGGAUAAAUGCUUAAUGCCUCGCUUUGAGGAUCCGGAAUUACAAGGUGCUACUCAUCAGCAGAUUCAACAAUCAUACCAUGGGUACCUAGGAACUGAGGGCGUGGCUCCGGGAUUAGAUAUGGGCCUGUGUCUACUUGCUGAUACUGCCGCUGUGGAGUCCAUGAACAGUGACCUGCCAUGGGUGUACGCGUUGGAUAUGAACUUCGAUCAUUCGAGCGAAGUGGAAGAGGGAGAAUAUCCAGGAUAUUUCCGAGUUGCUGUGGACUCGGUGAUCACGGAGCUUUAUCCCAUGCUUACAGCUAUGCCACCCGCGGAGCUUUGGGCCGAGGGGGAUGAGAUAUGGCAGUCAGCCGUUUAG
Molecule: messenger RNA, 552 nt
Organism: Penicillium crustosum
Lineage: Eukaryota; Fungi; Ascomycota; Eurotiomycetes; Eurotiales; Aspergillaceae
Exons: 2
Coding region: 1-552 (183 amino acids)
Source: RefSeq, a predicted model, not a curated record